AUGUGUGAGAACUUCUACAAAUACUCAAAACCCAAGAAGAUUCGAGUGUGUGUUGGAACCUGGAACGUGAAUGGUGGGAAGCAGUUCCGCAGCAUAGCAUUUAAGAACCAGACGCUCACGGACUGGCUUCUUGAUGCUCCCAAGUUAGCUGGCAUCCAGGAGUUUCAAGGAUACUUGGGUAGCACAACAAACCAGAAGCUGUGGGCAGUGGAGCUGCAGAAGACCAUCUCCAGAGACAACAAGUACGUCCUGCUGGCUUCGGAGCAGCUGGUGGGUGUCUGCCUAUUUGUUUUUAUCAGACCACAGCAUGCUCCUUUUAUCAGGGACGUUGCGGUGGAUACAGUGAAGACGGGAAUGGGAGGCGCAACUGGAAAUAAGGGAGCAGUUGCGAUCCGCAUGCUCUUCCACACCACCAGCCUGUGCUUCGUCUGCAGCCACUUUGCUGCAGGGCAGUCUCAAGUCAAAGAGAGAAAUGAAGAUUUUGUAGAAAUAGCACGGAAAUUGAGUUUUCCCAUGGGAAGGAUGCUGUUUUCCCAUGACUAUGUAUUUUGGUGUGGUGAUUUCAACUAUCGAAUUGAUCUUCCUAAUGAAGAAGUUAAAGAGCUCAUAAGACAGCAAAAUUGGGAUUCUCUUAUAGCUGGGGAUCAACUCAUCAAUCAGAAAAAUGCGGGGCAGAUUUUCAGAGGAUUUUUAGAGGGAAAGGUGACAUUUGCUCCAACCUAUAAAUAUGACUUGUUUUCUGAAGACUAUGACACCAGUGAGAAGUGCCGCACGCCUGCGUGGACAGACCGAGUCCUCUGGAGGAGGAGAAAGUGGCCUUUUGACAGAUCAGCUGAAGACUUGGAUCUUCUGAAUGCUAGUUUCCAAGAUGAAAGCAAAAUCCUUUACACGUGGACCCCUGGCACUUUGCUGCACUACGGGAGAGCCGAGCUGAAGACUUCUGACCAUAGGCCUGUCGUCGCCCUGAUUGAUAUAGAUAUAUUUGAAGUUGAAGCUGAAGAGAGACAAAAAAUUUAUAAAGAAGUCAUUGCUGUCCAGGGGCCACCAGAUGGCACAGUGCUGGUCUCGAUAAAAAGUUCUGCACAAGAAAACACUUUUUUUGAUGAUGCUUUGAUUGACGAGCUUCUGCAGCAGUUUGCACAUUUUGGUGAAGUCAUACUCAUUAGAUUCGUAGAAGAUAAAAUGUGGGUAACAUUUUUGGAGGGAAGCUCUGCCUUGAAUGUUCUGAGCCUGAAUGGUAAAGAGUUAUUAAAUCGGACUAUAACAAUUACCUUAAAAAGUCCAGACUGGAUCAAGAAUUUGGAAGAAGAGAUGAGUUUGGAGAAAAUCAGUGUCACAUUGCCCUCAUCAACGAGCUCCACCCUGCUCGGUGAGGAUGCAGAGCUCACAGCCGAUUUCGACAUGGAAGGUGAUGUCGAUGACUAUAGUGCUGAAGUAGAGGAGCUUCUCCCUCAGCAUCUACAGCCGUCCUCAAGUUCUGGCCUUGGCACUUCUCCAAGCUCUUCACCCCGGACCAGUCCCUGCCAAUCACCUACAAUGCCAGAGUACUCUGCACCAUCUCUUCCCGUCAGACCCAGCCGAGCACCCUCAAGAACUUCAGGGCCCCUGAGUUCCCAGAGUUCUCCAGUUGACACUCAGCCAGCAGCCCAGAAAGAUUCUUCCCAGACCUUAGAGCCCAAGAGGCCACCCCCUCCCCGCCCAGUUGCUCCUCCAGCACGCCCUGCCCCACCACAGAGACCACCUCCACCUUCAGGGGCUAGGAGUCCUGCACCUGCUAGGAAAGAAUUUGGAGGUGUUGGAGCCCCUCCCAGUCCUGGGGUAGCUAGGAGAGAGAUGGAAGCACCCAAAAGCCCGGGAACAACACGGAAAGAUAAUAUAGGACGUAAUCAGCCUUCACCUCAAGCAGGACUUGCAGGCCCAGGACCUGCUGGAUAUGCUGCAGCCAGACCGGCAAUUCCAGCACGUGCUGGAGUGAUCAGCGCCCCUCAGAGCCAGGCACGAGCAUCUGCCGGAAGGCUGACUCCUGAAAGCCAGAGCAAGCCCCCAGAGACAUCGAAAGGUCCAGCAGUCCUUCCAGAACCACUGAAGCCUCAGGCUGCUUUUCCUCCGCAGCCUUCUCUGCCCCCACCUGCUCAAAAGUUACAGGAGCCUCUUGUCCCCAUGGCAGCACCUAUGCCUCCCCCUGGCCCCCAACCGAAUUUGGAAACCCCACCACAGCCCCCACCUCGGAGCAGAUCAUCUCAUAGCUUGCCUGCAGACUCCUCACCACAGCUGCAACAGGAGCAACCGUCAGGGUAACAGGUAAAAACAAAUGGAGUUUCUGGUGUCAAACAAGAGCCAGCGUUGAAGAGUGACCCAUUUGAAGCUCUCUCACUUAGUCUGCUUGCUGUAUCAAAGGCUCAGCUGUCUGCUCAGAUGUCACCUGUUCUAACCCCAGACCCAAAGAUGUUGAUUCAGUUGCCUUCUGCAUCGCAAAGUAGUGUUAACUCUUUGAGUUCUGUGAGUUGCAUGCCAGCCAUGCCCCCAGUUCCAGCUCGGAGUAAGUUGCAGGGAAGUAUGGGAACCUCAGCAAAUCCCUUUUCCAGCCUGCCCAGCAGGAAUCCUUUUACAGACAGGACUGCUGCCCCUGGAAACCCAUUUCGAGCUCAGUCACAAGAGUCAGAGGCAACUUCUUGGCUGUUCAAAGAAGAGCCUGUUCCUAGCAGUCCUUUCCCUCCUCUCCUGCCUCUCACUCAUGACACGAGCAAGCCAUCCAGUUCACUUGAUGGUUUCGAGGACAACUUUGAUCUGCAGAGCCAGUCUACAGUAAAAACAAGCAACCCCAAAGGAUGGGUAACCUUUGAGGAAGACGACGACUUUCCCACAGCGGGAACGUCCAAGUCAGUUUGUCCAGCGCUGCUGGGUACCACGCCAGCUUCAUCUGAUGACUGGAGUAAAGGUGCAGGUGUUGCUUUCUGUAUGCUGCCAGCCAGAAGGCCACCACCUCCUCCUGCCCCUCUGCUCCCACCCAGCACGAGCUUGCCUGCAGGACCUUGCACAACGCUAGCAUCUAAGGCCUCUCCCACACUGGACUUCACAGAAAGAUAGUUACAUGAUGGGAAGGGAGUUCCUGCUGGUUUGCUCUGGCUAUUUGUUUCUGUUUUGUCGGGCUAGACUCGGGAGAACGGGGCAUUAGUUAUUCAUUAUGUGCAAUAAGUAAUUGUUACGCGCACUGAUAUCUAUAUAAAGACCACCAGGGGUGUGGUCAACGCUGGAGUUCAUGUAUAUUGGAAAUAACUAAGACAUCCUGUUACUAACUGGAGUUCUGGUCUUUCUCUUCAGAUGAAUAAGGAAGAGCAGGAACCAUUUUAAGAAGUGCUCAAAACUACUUUAAAAACUAGUCCUUACUCAGAAAUUCACAUACAACACCACACAAAGCCAACACAGCUGUAGCUGACACUCUGCCAGCCUACUGCUGUUUGACAAUUGGUACUCACGGAUAUCUACCAAAGAGCUUCCAGAGUUACAGUUAAACCGUUCUGAGGGCAUUGCUUUAGCAAGAGGUCUAUAUGCAUGUGUUUAUAUACACACAGACAUACAUAUUUAUAAAACUUAAGUCUUGAGAUACAAUUCAGAUACAGUUUUACCCAGCAGUUCUGACAAUGAUCUGGACGGGAUCUCAUCAUUAAGAAGAUGGCUACCGUCCAGGUGUGCUUUAGAUGCUUUCGCUAGUUUUCAAGCCCAGAGUAGGAUGACUGCUUUACAGAACUGCCAUCUCCUACUAUACACCAGCCCUCCAAACUCACCCUCAUUACCUCCCUCCCUGUACCUCUAGUAUGCCUUUCUCUGGGGUUACAGUUGGCAGUCCAGGCCUUGUGGUCAGUCACGUGACAGACACUCAGACCAGCAGGGACAGAAUAGCAGAGCUAGCAUGCUCUCUUCUGUGUGACCCUGUCCCUCUCCACCCCUGUUCACCGCUUUGCUCUGAGUGCUCUGAACUGGGAACAUAUCCCAGGCGUGUGCCCUCCUGUGUGAGGCCGUAACCCAUCUGUGAUGCUGCUUUAAGGUUUUAGAGGCUAUACCUCAAAUUUGCUGUGGAUUCUGUCUCCUGCACUGCCAGUAUGCGACCCAUCUUGCUCUUAUUAAUUUUGUGAAGAAGUACAUGGAAUUUUUACAAAAAAAAAACAACAUUGUAUUUUGAUAUUGUUAAGUAAGCCAGUUGGGAAAACUCCCUAAGGUGUUGUUUGGUUGGUUGUCAGUUGAAGUUAAAAUUAUCCUUACACAUUAAGACUUUAAUGUUCUUUUUAUAUAAAAAUUACAUAUAUACACCUAAGUUCCAGUGUCCACAUGAACCUUUAAAGAUGUGUAUUGUGAGACUAGAACCAUGUAUAGCUGCCGUCACAUCCUUGUAAAAGCACAGCAGACUGUGUUGCACUUGUAAUGUAGAGCCAUCUGUUAGGACAGAGCACUUUGCAAAUGCUCAGUGUUAUCAAAUACUGUAUCUAUAGUGUCCUCGGCUACAGCCAGAAGGGGCUGGAGCAAUAACUCCGUGAGGUUUCCAUUGUGCUUGUGGGUUCUAAUCAUUUCAACAGUAGUAGCUCUUAAACCGCAGUAUUACCAUAGCAGUGUGCUUCAAAAUGUGAAUUAGCUUGUUCCAUCUGUGUGACUAGUGUGUAUGGUAUCCGCCCCCCAUUAGCAAGCUAACCCAUCGUUAGGAAGCUGACGCCGUGCGACUGCAGCCCUAAGCAGUGUGCCUCAGGGUAAACCACUGUCAAGUCUAUAGAGCAGCCGCUCAGCCUUGUCUGGCCUGGCACACUGUGGAAACGCACAAAGGAAGUGAAAGUUUGCUACAAAAAACUAGAUAUUGUGUAUGAAUAUUUACCAGUUCUGGUUAAAGCAGAGCAGAAAAUAGACACUAAGAAUCUGUGAAUGUCUGUUCUCUAUAGUAGACUGAUGUUUAUAUGUAUGUAAGAGUUUUAUUGCUUAUGUGGCAUACAAUAUUUAUAACUAUACUUUAUAGAAGUACAGUAUUAAAGUCCGUGGUAUACAUUCUGUACAUAUCCUGUGAAACGUGCUGUCAUAUGAAAUAAAUAUGUCUUUACCG
Messenger RNA from Microtus ochrogaster (prairie vole), 5083 nucleotides. RefSeq names its product synaptojanin 1 (gene Synj1). The record is from RefSeq and is a predicted model, not a curated record. Gene Ontology annotation, cellular component: presynapse; perinuclear region of cytoplasm. Lineage: Eukaryota; Metazoa; Chordata; Mammalia; Rodentia; Cricetidae. The transcript has 19 exons. Gene Ontology annotation, biological process: phosphatidylinositol dephosphorylation; synaptic vesicle endocytosis. Gene Ontology annotation, molecular function: phosphatidylinositol-4,5-bisphosphate 5-phosphatase activity; RNA binding; SH3 domain binding.